Messenger RNA from Rhopalosiphum padi (bird cherry-oat aphid), 596 nucleotides. RefSeq lists its product as uncharacterized. The transcript has a single exon. The record is from RefSeq and is a predicted model, not a curated record. NCBI's taxonomy places the organism in Eukaryota, Metazoa, Arthropoda, Insecta, Hemiptera, Aphididae. Bases 1 to 561 code for a protein of 186 amino acids. Gene Ontology annotation, molecular function: RNA binding.
AUGGAUCCUAAUUUUGACUUGCGAAAGCCAGCUGGCAUAUCAGGUCAAAAUGCUUGUAAGGAUGUGGCUUCUGCAACUGCUUAUUACCUAGGUAAGGGUUCAGCAGAUUUGGAAGCUCUGAUUGGGGAGAUUAUAUCAGGGGAUUGGUUGACAGAAAAGGAUGGAGUCUCUUACUUCUAUGGCCUGGAUAUAAAGAAUGCAAGUGCAUAUCUUAGUUAUCAGGGCUUUGAUCCUAAGAGACUGGCAGUUAAGAUUGAUGGAAUGAGGAAGUAUGAAGAUAGAAGGCAGUUUGACAUUGGACUGAUGGUGGCUAUUUCAAUAGAGAGAGGGAAUAAAGUAUCCAAGAUGCAUUUAGGCUCUACAGACAAUUUUAAAAGAACCCUAGGAGAACUUAUUGGUCUUUACGAUCUCAAAGAUAAAGCUGGCAAAGAUCCAAAUGCUAUAACUCUAUCUAGAGUUGCAGCAUCAUUUCCACACAUGGCAUGUACAUACAUGAACAUUGCCAUGAAUCCCACUUCUGAAGUUGUAGGCGGCGUUACUUUUACGCCGACCCAUUAUUAAUCAACAUAAAUCAACACAUACGAUUUAAAAGAGCU